Messenger RNA from Mytilus trossulus (common blue mussel), 1545 nucleotides. RefSeq lists its product as uncharacterized. The transcript has 4 exons. The record is from RefSeq and is a predicted model, not a curated record. Lineage: Eukaryota; Metazoa; Mollusca; Bivalvia; Mytilida; Mytilidae. Gene Ontology annotation, molecular function: FAD binding. The coding region runs from base 1 to 1545 and encodes 514 amino acids.
AUGACAGACCCAGGUCUGGCAUUAGACACGAUUGGUAUUAUUGGUGACAGCCUAUUUAAAGAUGUACAUCCUCAAAAUGUUGUCGGUGUAGCAGAAGAACAUACAGUCAGAGAUUAUGAUAUGGCGAAGACGGACCAGCCAGAACCCGAAUCAAUGCCAGCUAUCAAGCCGAAUCCUCCACUUAUACCAGAUAGUCUGGAUGAUUUGAUAGACAUUAUUAAGAAUGCUGCACAAGAGAGACAAACUGUAAAAACGUUUGGAACAAAGAGUUCUAUGGAAUUGACUGGUAUAGGCGAAACAAAUGUCAUCCAAAUAGACAUGAGUCAAUUGAAUGAAGUCAUCAAUAUUAAAAGAGAACUCCUUAAGGAUGAAUUCCAGGGACAGUUUGAUGACAGGAUGUUCUGCUCUUUUGAAGCAGGGGUUACGAUAAAACGUGUUCAAUACUAUCUUUGGCCUGUUGAAUUUAGGGAAACUAAACAUCCGGAGCAGUAUAGAGUUUUGUCAAAACAAACAGGUUGCACCAAUUUAUCUUUAAGGGACACUAUAGCGUAUGGUGGCCAAGGAAAUAGUUUCAAAAAGUCGAUUAUUGAAGAAAUGGUCUUGUCGGUCUGUUUAUUGACGGUAAACAAAAUAGGUGAAGUUGUAAAGAAGCAAAUUGAACCAACAAAUGGCAUAACUAACCCUGCAGCGUUUGAAAAGAAGUUCAAAGGACGCAUCCUCAUUCAGGAUGAUAUAACUUUUCAUGCGGCCCUUGGUAACAUUGUUGGUUUAGAAAUUGUUUAUUCAUAUACUCUUCGUGCUGACAAUGCAUAUUAUCUAACGGAAAACCGUUACAUGGUCACGUGGGAGGAAGCACAGAAUGAAAUUCCAAUACUAUAUAACCGAAAUAUAAAUGAACGAGAACGGAAACCAGGUUCCCUGCACAGUUUUGAAUUAUUCAUUAGUCCGUAUCCUAUGUUGCCAGGAGGUCCAGUCGAUGUCAUAAUAUGUACCUUCGAGUAUUCAAGCGGUUUUCCAAAAGGUAGUCGACCACGCUGGAAUAUCAUUCCUCAUGAAUGUGUGCGUUUAGGUUUUGUUCGGGCUUGUGAAACAAAUCCAGAUAUUAUUCCCUUGCUUAUGAAUAACAUUAUGCGAUGUACAAUCACUCAGGAGCCUGUCACUAUGAAUGUUCCCAAUGCUUUGGAUCCUUUAUCGGGUUUAAAAGAAUCUGGUCAGGUUACCGUAAGCGAGUGUUCUAUCGAAACGCAAACUCCAGCUGAUGUCAUCAAAAAGAUUCAAUCUUUGGUAGAUUGUUAUCAAACUAUUCGAGGCGAAAACAAACAUCAAUUGGCAACUUCUCCGUUUGUUGUGAGGUUUUCUGUGCCGUCCGGUGUACAUAUGCCUACGCAGUAUAAUCGACUGACAACGACGAUAAGCAGCAAUUUAUUGGUGGGAACACCAAAUGCCGAUAAUACUCUACAGCAGUUUGAAGAUUUGAUGCAAAACGAAUCAUACCAUGUUGACGACCCAGAUGACUUUGGGUAUGGUACAAGAUGCAGAUGUUAA